AUGAACUGUGGAACUCGUUUUCCUGCUCUAAUCGAGGAGCUAGUUGGAGCUGCAACCUCAGCGGACCGGACUGAACCACACACGAAACAGGCCUUCAAUCAACUUCUCGACGAUAUCUCGACAACUCAAACCCUAGACAAAGCUAAGAUUGUGAUGUUGAACAGAGGUAAUAUCGCCGCCGGCAGCAAGCGAUUCAUGGAGCGAGUGACCGAGAUUCGACGAAGGAAUACUCUGAGUCUCCUCAAGGAAGAACUACAGCUUGCUCUGACGAAAGUGAGCGAGUGCGAGGCAGCGAUCGAAACGGCAUGCGGGGCGCCUAACGAUCGACGUAAGAGACGUGCACAACAGGUGGUCGACGAGCAAUUGGGUCAAGUGGAAGCGGUAAGGAAGCGCUUGAAGGCGGACGCGGCGAAGGUCGAAGACGAAGACGAAGACGAAGAUGACUCUGAUUUGGACGAACGACAGGAGUCGCAGGAACUCGGCCCUAUCGCGCUUUGA
Messenger RNA from Cladophialophora carrionii CBS 160.54, 498 nucleotides. RefSeq lists its product as uncharacterized. NCBI's taxonomy places the organism in Eukaryota, Fungi, Ascomycota, Eurotiomycetes, Chaetothyriales, Herpotrichiellaceae. The record is from RefSeq and is a predicted model, not a curated record. The transcript has a single exon. Bases 1 to 498 code for a protein of 165 amino acids.